AAGAUGGUACACGCUUGUUUUCUUCUGCUCUGGAGAAUAGGACAUGGAACAAUGAAUGCAAGCUGCAGGAAAAGAGAUUCCACCUCAACAUUAGGUGGAACUUCUAAUGUUCUAACACUAUUUAGCAGGGGAACACUGUUUCUCGGUGUGUGGUGGUCUCCUUCCUUGGAGGUCUUUAAACAGAGGCUGGAUGGCCAUCUGUCGGAGGUGCUUUGAUGGAGAGUUCUUGCAUGGCAGAAUGGGGUUGGACUGGAUGGCCCUUUUAGUUUCUUCCAACUCUAUGAUUCUAUGUUGGACAGCAACUUCAGUCUUCCCCUUCCCCCAUGGCCAUGGUGGGUGGGGAUGCUGGAAGCUGAAGUCCUACACACCUUGAGGAGACUGUGUUGAAGCUGCAAAAUGUCAUUAGAAGAUUUAUCUAUAAGUGUAAUGGGUAAGUGUGGAUGAUGCACCACAAGGCAUCGUCUCUUCCUUUCUUUUCCUAAUUCUUCUCUUUCUGUGCCUCCCCUGAAGGAUUUGUUUGUGGAAGCAAUGGCUGUGGUGGAGAAGUGUCCUGAAUCCAGUCAAUGGCACCUGCCCAAGUGGAUUAUGCAGGAAGGAGAAGGAAUGUCCUCCUCAAUGGGAGGUGGAAUAAAGACUGAGCCUAUGUGUACAAGCACAUCUCUUAAUCCUGAUGGGUUCAUACCAGCUCCUGCAAGUCUAUAUCAGGUGAUGUUUGAGGAGGUGGCUGUGAAUUUCACGGAGGAGGAGUGGGCUAUGCUAGACCCAGGCCAAAGGGCCCUUCAUUGGGAAGUGAUGGAGGAGACUCUGGGAAUCCUGUCCUCUCUGAGUAAGUCUCUUCUUUUUUGUGAAUGAGCACCUCACAGGAGCUGAAAAGUCACUCUGAGUAGUCUUCUUCACCCUUAAUAUAUUAAAGCAGGCCGUGUGGUUUUCUUCUAGCUUCCCUGAUUUCUUGCCACUUUCUAAGGAAGCUGUCAAGUCCAGCAGGGUACCAAGCUCAAAAGUCCAGGCUUCAGUAGUUCAAACUCAGAAAACUCUUUAUUUAGUAACUUCACCAGCAGAUCUUGGCCGAGGUCAUGUUGGACUUCUGUGCUUGGACCAUUGGGUGGAGCAUUGAUAGACCUGCUAGAAGUAUCUCCCCCUCAAUGACUUGGUUUACCUCUUCCAAAUGUCACAGUGGAACCACCAUAAAAAUGAAAUAUUGGAUUGUUUAAGGGCAAGUGAGAAGGCAGAAGUGGAUAGCAGCCACAUCUUGCUUUCUUGUCUCACUAAGUCCUGUUCCUCCCACUGAAUCCGCCAAAGAUGGACAUAGAGUCAGAAUGUUCCAGUGAAGAGUGGGGAGGAGGGCUUAGGAGAAGUGGCUGUCUUCACUUGCCCAGGGCUUCCUGCAAAGAGGUGGAAAGAGCCAAGACUUGAUGUGGAGUCAGGCGCUAGUUAGCAUGAAUGGAGAACCAACAUCCCAUAGCAUUCUGUUUGCUGUUGUUUCUGGGUGCCUUCAACUCAUUUCCAACUUAUGGUGACCCUAAGUCCAACCUAUCAUGGGGUUUUAUUGGCGUAUUUCUUCAGAGGGAAUUUAUCAUUGCCAU
Sceloporus undulatus (fence lizard) is the source of this 1583-nucleotide messenger RNA. Its product is annotated as zinc finger protein 69-like. The transcript has 3 exons. Gene Ontology annotation, biological process: regulation of DNA-templated transcription. NCBI's taxonomy places the organism in Eukaryota, Metazoa, Chordata, Lepidosauria, Squamata, Phrynosomatidae. The record is from RefSeq and is a predicted model, not a curated record. Bases 529 to 852 code for a protein of 107 amino acids.